AUGACAGAAUUUUCAUUUUUGGGUGAACUAACCCUUUAAGAAAAUGCUGGCGUUCACUCUGUAAACAGCUGACGAAAAGCAAAAAAUAAGUAAUAGUUAGAUAAACAUAACAUCUGAUGUUACAAAUUUGUUUUUAGGACUUGCCACCAUCUCGGAAGUGACGUCAAAUGAUGCAUCCCACUGAGGUCAGGGUUGAUCGAUCUGCCCUGAGUUCACAGGUUGGAUGUACGACUUGUUCCAGAUGUUUUUCCCAAGUAGGAGGCAAAACUUGACCCUUGCACACCAGUCUCCAUGGCAGCUUCACUCUCUGUUGACAUAUUUUUGUGAUGAUCUGUGACCUAUGAAAAUAGAUGAGCUUGUCUUUUGAAAGCUGAAUCCAGUAUCCGACACCUGAUUUGUAUGGGUGAACACUCCAGCUCUGGGGUGACUGUCAGACAGCGGAGCAAUAUCCACUAUUAUUCAAGGACACACUCCUCCCAGUCUGCAUGGGUCUUCUUUGGGUCAGAAGUCGCAGUCGGUUCAUCAAGGCUCUUGCAGAACCUCCCUGGCACCACUCAUCAGUGAUGUGAACAUAAGGAUUUAAAGGGCCAUUCCUUUCUUUUCCCUCUGCAUAUUCAGCAUAAGAUAUCAGAGACACCAAAUUAGUUGUGGACAGCCCUGGUCUCUUCACACAGCUAUCCAUUCUGAUGUCUGCGGUCACGGCCCCACGCCACUGACCUACACAACCAGCCGCAAACUCUGGUUCAUUGCUGUUUCAGAUGUGUUACCUGAAGACCCUCAGACGUCAUCAUUACGUCAUCAUCAGAACUCAUCCACCAUGGGUCACUUAACCUCUGCAUUACUGAGGGGCCUUUCUCUCAUGCUGAUGACCCAGUGUGUGUUUGCCAUGGUGCUGUUUAAUGCCACGGAUCUUGGCAUUCUCUUGGAUAAGUACCUGGAUGAUGACAGAGACUGGAUGGUGGAGAGACAGCGAGGCAAGAGGGCCAUCACUGCCAGUGACAUGCAGGCCAUCCUGGACCUUCACAACAAACUUCGGGGGCAGGUCUACCCACAGGCUUCAAAUAUGGAAUACAUGGUGUGGGACACUGAACUGGAGAGGAGUGCUGAGGAAUGGGCCGAGACCUGCCUGUGGGAACAUGGCCCAGCUGGCCUGCUGCCUCAGAUUGGUCAGAACCUAGGAGUGCACUGGGGAAGGUAUCGUCCACCUACUUCUCAUGUACAAUCCUGGUAUGAUGAGGUCAAAGACUACUCAUUCCCAUACCCCCAGGAAUGUAACCCUCACUGCCCUUUUAGGUGUAGUGGUCCAGUCUGUACCCACUACACUCAGCUUGUUUGGGCAACUAGUAGUCGAAUUGGCUGUGCGAUCAAUGUGUGCUACAACAUGAAUGUGUGGGGCCAGAUUUGGGCAAAAGCAGUUUAUCUUGUGUGCAACUACUCACCAAAGGGUAACUGGUGGGGAUAUGCGCCAUAUAAACAUGGCACCCCUUGCUCUGCCUGCCCACCUAGCUAUGGAGGAGUUUGCAGAGAAAACCUCUGUUAUAAAGGUGAUGGAACAAAUAGACAUAGCCCACGUGAGGAAACAGACGAAAGAAAUUCUAUAGAUCCUGAGGCCCCUCAUAGCCCUAGACCCCGUUUACCGGCCCCAAGUCCAACCAGACGCCCAAAUGCAGUUGUGAGCAAAGAGCAGAUGUCACAGAUUGUGACAUGUGACACAAAGCUAAGAGACCAGUGUAAAGGCACCACAUGUAAUAGGUACGAGUGUCCUGCUGGUUGUUUAGACAGCAUGGCGAAAGUGGUUGGAACAGUGUAUUAUGACAUGCAAUCCAGUAUUUGCCGUGCAGGCAUUCAUUACGGUGUCAUUGACAACGAUGGAGGCUGGAUGGAUGUCACAAGACAGGGCAGAAAGGACUUCUUCAUCAAAUCAUACAAAAAUGGACUUCAGUCCCUUGGGAAGUACCAGAGUGCCAAUGCCUUCACAGUAUCCAAAGUGACAAUAAAAGUUAUCACAUGUGAGACUACAGUUUCUGUGCUGUGCCCUUACCACAAGCCUGCAAGACACUGUCCUAGGAUUUACUGUCCUCACAACUGCCUGCAAGAAAAUCCCCACCUUUCUCGAGUCAUUGGCACCAACAUUUAUUCAGAUAAAUCUAGUAUAUGUAGGUCUGCAAUUCAUGCUGGCGUCUUAAGCAAUGGGUCAGGUGGUUAUGUUGACGUGAUGCCCACAGACAACAGGAAGCUGUACAUUUCCUCAUACCAGAAUGGCAUAGUCUCAGAAAGCCUGCAGAACCCCACGGGAGGCAAAGCAUUCAGAGUAUUCGCAGUUGUUUGAGCGUGUGCUGAAAUCGCGACCACUCAUCAACUCGUUCUGUUGAUUAGGCUGUAAUAGUGGCCAUUGAGAGGCCUUUUCUUCUCUAACCAGCCUAUGCUGUAUUUCCUUUCACACAAAUGUUUACUGAAGUAAGAAUUUGCUGUAUAGAUGGAGACCCUCUCAAAUGCAUCAAGCUGAUUAGCAAUUGUAUUGCCUAAAAAGCAUGUAAUUAGAGGAUUAUUCAGGGAAUAUGGUGUCUGUAUUGCAGAGAAAAAGCACUUAAGUUGAGUUUUAAUCUUCCAUUAUUUUCAUAAAGAACAUUUCAGAGACUGUUAUAGCAUAUCUUUGUAUAUAUUAUAGUAACAUGUUAAGGAAAUUGUCACUAUAAAUUUAUAUAUAUAUAUAUAUAUAUAUAUAUAUUGCUUUAUUUUAGGGCAAGAAAGGACUGCUGAUAUGGUUUUAAGGUUUUUGCAGAUUAUUGUGAUGAUAAUAAAGAAUGUGGAUAUAAUCCUGCAGGGCAGGAGUUUACGUCUAAACACAUCCAACAAAACAUUAUAUGAAACGUCCACAUUAUUAAACACUGUAAAUAGCUUGUUUUAGAUAGCUUGUCUUCAUAGUAUUAAUUGUUGUGAGGUGCUGUAUUCAUGUGUUGUGUAACUUUAUUAUCAUGUAAUGAUUUUUAUAGGUUACUAAAAACUAGCUUUUAUAUGAUGCCCAAAUGAAUUUUUUUGUUUGUAAUGUUUUUGAACAUUUGCAUUUCCUUAAAGGAAAUUUCUGUCAUUAAUUACUCACCCUCAUGUCGUUCUACACCCGUAAGACCUUCAUUCAUCUUCGGAACACAAAUUAAGAUAUUUUUGAUAAAAUCUGAUGGCUCAUUGAGGAAUCUUUUCUUUCGAAUCAGUGGUUCGGAGCGUGUAUCAAACUGCCAAAGUCACAUGAUUUCAGUAAACGAGGCUUCGUUACGUCAUAAGUGUUUCAAAAUUUCAAUGGUUCACCACUGGGGGACAUGACUUUGGCAGUUUGAUACACGCUCCGAACCACUGAUUCGAAACAAAAGCUUCGAAGCUUCAUGAAACAGUGUUUUGAAAUCGCCCAUCACUAGAUAUUGUUGAAUAAAGUCGUUAUUUUGUUUUUUUGGUGCACAAAAAGUAUUCUUGUCGCUUCAUAACAUUGAGGUUGAACCACUGUAGUCACAUGAACUGUUUUAAAUACGUCUUUAGUAGCUUUCUGGGCAUCUGAAAGUGUUAAUUAUCUUGCUGUCUUCACUGAGCCAUCGGAUUUUAUCAAAAAUAUUUUAAUUUGUGUUCUGAAGAUGAACGAAGGUCUUAUGGGUGUGGAACGACAUGAGGGUGAGUAAUUAAUAACAGAAUUUUCAUUUUUGGGUGAACUAACCCUUUAAAGUCAACAUGAAACGUAAGUUGCGAUAGACUUUUCUUUCCCAUUAUAACGUAUAUCUGAGUGAAACAGCUUCUCAAACAAGAAAAAAUGUAGGGCAAGACUUUGUCCUUUAGGAGUUAAUUGGAUCGUUGCGGUUUGUUAUUGCUGUAAUGUGAGUGACAGGUUGUGCCAUCCUCGUGCCAGUGAACACGAUGCCGCUGCAAGAGAAUUGCUGUCAAUUGACAAGUUUGAUUUCAUGGUGACUUUAAUGCAGUGGUUCUCAACUGGUGGGUCGCAACCCAAAAAUGAGUCGCAGGUUUGUUCUGAUGGGAAAACAACUAAGCAUAUAAUUGUGCAUAUUUAGGGAAGCCAAAUAAAUAUGCGUAUCAAAAAAACGCAAACACAUUUUUAUGCUUUUAGCACAGUCAAAAAAUUACAUACAGCACCUAAGUACAGCUCAUUUCUGCUUGAAUGGGGAAAGAGUGAAAUCUCCAAAACUGAUUUCUGAUGGUGAUUGGCACUUUCCAUUGUCCUCCCCCUACAAUGUCUGUUAUAAUGGCCUUGUAUAAUGUAUGCAUAUGGUUGUACAAAUUAUUUGUUUUCUACCUCACAUUGUUUAAGAAACAUUUUACAAUAAACGUAAUCAAUCUUUUUUAUGCCUUUUAAACUGAAAAUAUAGUGUUUUCAGCUCACAAUGUGAUUUUUUCUUCUUUAUUUUUUCUUUUUUGGAAACCCUGGACUGGCACAAUGCAUGGAAUAGAGAAAUGAUUGAGGCCAUCUGUCUGUAAUGAAAACCAGAUGGAAUAAUUUUCAGUGUUUACUGCUCUCUCACCCUCAAAGUAACAGCUGAAACAAUUCCCUUAUGGAU
Molecule: messenger RNA, 4553 nt
Organism: Ctenopharyngodon idella (grass carp)
Lineage: Eukaryota; Metazoa; Chordata; Actinopteri; Cypriniformes; Xenocyprididae
Gene: crispld1a
Product: cysteine-rich secretory protein LCCL domain containing 1a
Exons: 20
Coding region: 818-2329 (503 amino acids)
Cellular component (GO): extracellular region
Source: RefSeq, a predicted model, not a curated record